Spea bombifrons (plains spadefoot toad) is the source of this 1037-nucleotide messenger RNA. It is a transcript of the gene DNASE1L3, whose product is annotated as deoxyribonuclease 1 like 3. The coding region runs from base 100 to 1008 and encodes 302 amino acids. Gene Ontology annotation, biological process: DNA catabolic process. The record is from RefSeq and is a predicted model, not a curated record. The transcript is spliced from 8 exons. Gene Ontology annotation, molecular function: DNA nuclease activity. NCBI's taxonomy places the organism in Eukaryota, Metazoa, Chordata, Amphibia, Anura, Pelobatidae. Gene Ontology annotation, cellular component: nucleus.
GAACUCGUCAUUCCUGUUUGCUUUUCACGCAGACAGAUUAGAGAUAAAGGAGUCCUCGCUCUGUAAGCGGCUCGCAGACCACCGUUCCCAGCCGCAGAGAUGAUUUUUUUAUUAGCGUUAUUCAGUUUUUGUUUCGCAGAGAGUUUUUCGCUCACAAUCUGCUCUUUUAACAUAAGAAAUUUCGGAGAAGCCAAAAUUGCCAAAGCAGAUGUCGUGGCCGUCGUCGUGAAGAUCGUCUCGCGCUGCGACGUCGCGCUUCUGAUGGAGAUCAAAGACAACAAAGAUAAAGCCGUUCAUCUCUUAAUGCAGCAGCUUAACAGCCAACCGGAGAUGAAGGAUGAUUUCAGUUUGAUUAUCAGCGAAAGGCUGGGGCGGAAUUCCUAUAAGGAGCAGUAUGCCUUUAUUUACAGGAAGCAUCGGGUCUCGGUGAAGGACGCCUAUCAGUACCCAGACGCCCACCCGGGCGACGUCGAUGCCUUCUCCAGAGAACCUUUCGUUGUUUGGUUCAAAUCCCCGCACACCGAAGUGAAAGAAUUUAUUAUCGUGCCGCAGCACACGACCCCCGAGGCGGCCGUCCGCGAGAUCGAUAAACUCUACGAUGUUUAUCUCGAUGUCCGACAAAAAUGGAAAUCAGAGAACUUUAUCUUCAUGGGCGACUUUAACGCUGGAUGCUCUUACGUUCCCAAGAAGCACUGGAAGAACAUCCGUCUGAGAACUGAUCCAGAGUUCGUAUGGUUAAUCGGGGAUGGAAGUGAUACAACGGUUAAAGGCAGCACAAAGUGUGCAUAUGACAGGAUUGUGGUUCACGGACAGAAGAUUCAGCAGUCCGUGGUCCCCGGCUCGGCCACCGUAUUUAAUUUUAUGGAAGAAUUCGGAUUGAACGAGACUCAGGCUCUGGAAGUCAGCGACCAUUUCCCGGUGGAGAUUCAGUUAAAAAAAUCCAAAGGGUUUAUGGAUAAAGUCAAAAGUUUCUUUCGAAAGAUCAAAGGAAAACGUUCUUCAGAGUGAUUGUUGAGACUACGGCAAAAAAAAACAAA